GUUUGUUGAGUAUAUUCAAUAUGGGAUGUCCAACUCAAGUAGCUUGAGGCGCCGGUUCUGAUUAUUUUAUUUUUAUUUAUUCAAACACCCCUCGAAUAAAACGUUAAGUAUGCAACUCGGCUUCCGGAGGCUCUCAUGCACUCGCUCUCUCGUAUUGACUCUGAUUCGUCUCGGACUGCCGCUUUUGUUCUGUUUGAUACUCAAAUAUAUGCCGCCCUACGAGAGGUGCAUAGGCCAAACGGCUCAUCGUGGCUGAUUUCUCUCAAAAAAAACUAUCUUCAAAAGAAGACCAGAGCAAGUAAGCGAUCGCCAUGAAGGUUUCAAUCAUCGUCAUCCACACCCAUGGACAUGGUAACGUAGCUCUUCGGCGCCGCCGUGCCUUGAAUUAUUUCUUUGUUCUCGAGUGUGGUUCCUUGCAUUUCUCCCCGUAUGUGACUGUGUGACGUCCUGAGCGCUUUGUUCUUCAUAAAGAAGUAAGUUACCAAUGGAAGCCCGAGAUGAGUUCUUUCUCCUUGUUUACAAGUGGUAGAAAUAACCUGCUCAUCCUUUGGGCUCCGUCGUAAUUUCUACUGUGAACUUCUACGUCGUGCUCGUAAGUGACAAAACCUUCCACAGAAAGCAUGGCUUCAAACGAAACCAAAAAUGCACAGGCAGCAAAGCAGGUAGGUACACCUCGUCAGGUCGAAUUCAUAGAGCCAAAAACGUUGAAGAACCCCGGCCGUCAGCGCCCUUAUAACCUUCGGCCAUUAUCAACAACUCAUAUCAAGCCUGAACAACGUCCGCGUGGCAGCCCAUACCCAUACCGCUCAAAUUCUCCAUACCGCGAGCCUCCAGAGACACCAACUUCAGCAAUAAGCCUCGCCACACCAUCUCUCGCCGGUGUCCGCAAAUAUUACCGCGAAAACGGCCUCCAUACCGCUUUACAGUCACCCUUGUCGCCGUCUCCCCAGACUUUCAUGCCAGGCCGGUCACGUAGGUACUCGAGCCUCUCGCCAUCCGGUCUCGUUACCCGCUUCGACGGACUCCACGCCUCGUCUCCCCUCUCAACCAGCUCGUCACCCAUAAAGUCGCGCCGCUCUUUUGCCGAAGAGUCCCGCGACAUGCUCCUCGCUGGCACCAACCGCAGCGAUCUCUCACGUGCGAGUAGCGUUUCAGCGGACUCCCGCGAGCACCGCCCCAACCCCAAUCUGCCUCCCAGACUGCUGGGCAAGCCCCCUCCGAGGCGACUCCGAGAAUACGGGCACGUCUACCUGGGUAAUGCAGCUUCUGCCGACGUCUUCGUGCGGGCCAUGCACAGCCGCGUGCCGAAUCAGAACAAAGGGCGCCGGGAACCCGUCAUGUCAAAUACUGGAAAGGAUGAGAACUACGUCACGAUCCCCCAGAGUGACAAUGACCACGUCGUGAUCCGAGCGCGCGUCAUCCCCUAUUCGAAGGAGCGAAAGCCAUUUCUCAUCCAGCGCCGCUUCAGUAAAGCUGACAUCGAGGUAUCGCGGCCGACUACGACGGCAGAGUCAAAAGGGGAACCAGAAGAGAAGAAUGACAAACCUGAUGCUGGAUCAGCAAUGGAGGAUGAGGGGACCGAAAAUGAUAGUGAGAAAAUGGCAGCUGCGCGGGUAGCCCCUGAAGAACCGGCGAGUACGAGCCCCCAACCAGCAUCUGCAGCAAAAUCUUCCCCGCCAGAGAAAGAGACGCCAAAACCUACCUCAGCUGGCCUAAAGAGAAGGGUAAUGCCCAUCCAUAUGGACUACGCUCUCAAGUACCUCCCCAUCCUCGGCGCCAUCAUGCUCUCCGGCUACAUCCACCGGGGUGAUACCAUUGACAUUCCCCUCCCGCAUCCCGAGGCAUGGAGCGAUACUAUCGCGUACGUGUACACAGGGGCCGGGGCCGUCAGCGAGGCCAUCAAAGCCAACGUGGCACAUUUGGCCGGGACAGUCGAGAAGGGGUCCUGAUUCGACGGACGGAUUUGGAUUGUGUUUCCGCGUCGCUGGGAUGCUAGGGGAUGCGCCUUGCGUGAUGCGCUCUUCCAAAUCAUAUGGUUUGCGGGGGGAAUUCGGAACUGGUAAGGGCGUGGAACUGGGGUGGUAAUGGAGGUGGAGGGAGGAAUUUUGCCAGCCGCACGCUAUAUCUGGGUUGUGCCCAGUAGAGCUGGAGCUGGGACUGGAGGGGAAUGGAAUCCGUUCGCUUUGGAUAAGGUAGAUUUGGCGUUGAUGGGGUUGUAGGCUGGAUAGGAAGCUUCUUCGCGACAAGCAUACAGAGUAGUAGUUUUGUGUCCCACGCGCCGGCGAGAAUGAGGUCUUCGCAACCCAUGAACGUUUAUUUCCGGCUCAUAUAAUCGAAGUGACGAUGAGCAUGGCAGAUCAUACUCUCACCACCCUGGCUCCUUCCUUCCUCGCUGACCGGUCCAUAAAGCCGUUGCGUUUCACAGCAUCGAAAGCACGUUGCCCCUCUCUGGUCUCUGGUCUCUGGUCUCUGCUCUAUUGACGCUCACCGGUGUCCAUCACGGUAACGUGACGGUCCGAUUCAUCUCCAUCUCCAUCUCCAUCGGUCUAGGCUUGGCCGACGGCGGAAGUGUCUCCGAUCAGUGUCUUCUAUUGGGGAUUGAGUCUAUUCAUUCUGUGAUGGAUUUGCGUAUUCGCUUUGGGUCCAGUAUACAAGUGCGGUGUUAUAGUGGCGAUGUGGCGUUAAAGAACCUCUCUGCUGAACUGGUAGAUAACUUAGGCUUGCAUACCUGGCUUCCACAAAGACUGCCAUGGGACCGCCACAACGUCCUUCAAUUAAAGUUCCUGUAGGAUGUCCGCGCCGGCCGCUUCCCUCGACUACACUAAUAACCCGCCACCAUCUGCGUUGAUUUUAACUUAACUACGCCACAGAUGAGGAGAGCUGGGAUGGAAAUAGUAUGUCUCUUUGGUCGAAUAUCGCGCCUCUAAUGCAUGAUAGUGAUAUGAAUAUGGUACUCAGCCUGGUUGAGUUGCUGAAGGGGGGAAGGAGAGGGG
This is a messenger RNA of Pseudogymnoascus destructans, 2993 nucleotides long. RefSeq lists its product as uncharacterized. The transcript is spliced from 2 exons. The record is from RefSeq and is a predicted model, not a curated record. The coding region runs from base 621 to 1949 and encodes 442 amino acids. NCBI's taxonomy places the organism in Eukaryota, Fungi, Ascomycota, Leotiomycetes, Thelebolales, Thelebolaceae.